Molecule: messenger RNA, 1608 nt
Organism: Penicillium verhagenii
Lineage: Eukaryota; Fungi; Ascomycota; Eurotiomycetes; Eurotiales; Aspergillaceae
Product: carbohydrate-binding module family 48 protein
Exons: 2
Coding region: 1-1608 (535 amino acids)
Biological process (GO): signal transduction
Cellular component (GO): nucleus; nucleotide-activated protein kinase complex; cytoplasm
Molecular function (GO): protein kinase binding
Source: RefSeq, a predicted model, not a curated record
AUGGUGAGUUCUAUGAUCUAUCCGAAUCAAUUUCUUCCGGGCGCGGGCGUCCGGGGUUGUGGAGAGCUCGAAUCCAUUCCCUUACGCCCCUCCGAAGUGGCACAGACAUAUUCCUGGAUUGGUUCGCUGACUGGGCGGUUCCUCGCAUUUGCAUCAAGGCUUUCUCCCGCGAGUGAAGUCUUCGUUACUGGCACAUUCGACGAUUGGGGCAAGACAGUGAAAUUGGAUCGGGUGGGAGACAUUUUCGAAAAGGAAGUGUCUCUUCCGAUCGGAGAGAAGAUUCAGUAUAAGUUUGUUGUCGACGGAAUUUGGACCACCGACAAACGUGUACGCGAAGAGAACGACCAUUCCGAUAAUCUUAACAACGUGCUUCUACCGGAAGAGAUCCAGACCCAGACUCCGAGUCAGAACCAGACCCAGACCCAGACCCAAACCGAACCCUUUGAUCAGAACCAAGACACCACAACCCCCGCCACUGCAGUUAUGUCUGGCGUGACCCCUGACUCCACUACCGCCAUCCUGGCGGCCAAUGUCCCCAAGGAAGAACAGAAUGGUCACCUCCCGGGCGCUUUUCCCGACACCCCCGGACAAGAGUCCGAACAAAUCUUCUCUGUGAAUCCAAUCCCAGCAUCCGGUGGAUACGGGAACCCGAUCAAACUGAACCCUGGCGAGAAGGUCCCCGACCUCAGCGCGAUCCAUGGCAACACUGUCAACUCGACCGUGAAACUGGACAAGGAGUCCUAUGAAAAGAGCGAUAGCGUGCCCCUCAGCAGCGCUGGCACCCAAAGUGACACCGCCGGCCCCAGCGCUUUCACCUUGCCCCCCGUAUCCAGAAACCUCAUCCCCGAAUCUAGUCUGCCUAUGGGCGGUCCUGCUCAACGUGCUGCCACCAACGAACAAGAUCAAUUCCAAGCUGGAGGUCCUGCGCAACAGGCUGCCAUGGCUGACCCCGGUUUCACCAUUCAAUCUGCCCACCCUUCAUCCACUACCGCUGCACUGGCCGCGGAAGUUCCCUUGGAGUCAGUGAAGGAGAACCAGACAAAUGGCACUGCUCCUGUGAAUGAAGUCCCCGAUGUAGUGAAGGAGUCUAUUAGCGAGGCUCAGCAAGACCCCGAGGCCACAACUAAUAAGGAGGCCGUGGAAGAGAAAAAGCUGGUUGAACAAGAGCUUGCCAAGAAGGUCGAGGUGGACGAGUCCACUGGCGCCCCUGCCCCCACUGAGACCGCUGCCACUUCCGCCAAGGCCCCUGGCCCCACCGCUGCUGGUGUCACUGCUGCUCAUUUGUCUUCUGGUGGCUUCGACUCUGCCGAUGUGUCCCCGACCUCAAGCCCACCCCCGGGCCAUGCGGCGCCUACCUCCGCUCCUGUUACCUCCGCGCCUGCUACUUCUGAGCCUGCCACCUCCGCGCCCAAGACCACUGAACCCGAAACUCAACCGACAGUGACCACUGGUGCAGAGACUGCCCCGACCCCCCAAGUCAGCUCUCCUGCCAAGCAGACUACUACCGGUGCUAGUGCCGGAAGUGUUCACAAGGAUGAGAAGCACGCUGAUAAGAAGAAGCACCGCCUUAGCGGGUUCUUCAACAAGCUCAAGGAGAAGCUGAAGUAG